GUGUAAAGGAUUUUUGAAUUUUUCUGUAUACAGACAACGUUAUCAUCCUGAUGAAUUACAAGUGUUUGUUUAGUUUUCUUCCCACUUGAAAUGAAUUCAUAUUUAUUUUGAAGAGUGUCUUUUGAUAAAAACAUGAUCAGUAAAAAUUGGAUAAAACGUGGCUGUUUAUGGCCGCGUGUGGAAUUGGAAUAAACUUUGAUCAAUAUGGAACGUGCGAACGAGGGUGGUUACUUGAAAUAACAUGGAAUAAUCGAAAUUAACGGAGAAAAUACUAUUUUAACGUCGUGAUUUUAGCGUAUUGGCGAAAAUAAGCUGAGAAAAUAAACUAAACGAAAAGUUUUACAAAACUGUGAAUGAAUUAAAAGAAAUUCUGACAUUUGUGAUAAACUAAUAUGUAUACAUAUGUAUGUAUACACAUGUAUUCAAUGUUUUCAUUAAAAUAAUGAUUUGAAUGUAAAUUCUACAGUUUCGUUUGACUGGUCGAUAUAUAGAAGUAAACUAAAACAUUUAAUUAAUAGAUUCAAGUGAUACAUUAAAGUCAACAUUGGAGUGUCACGGAGUAGUGGACAGAUAUCUUUGUGAUUGUUCAUUUAUUAUUCAUGGGCUUGCUAAUUACGUGUAAUUCAAUAUCUGAAGCACGGAUAAACCAGGCUGAUUAGAUAGUCUAUAAAUCAUUUUCAGAAAUACAGAAAUCGGUUUGGAUCGAUUAACCGUGGUAAAGAAAAAACAACAAAGUCAUUUGUAUAUGGCUCGGACGAUAUACAAUCCAGAUUUGAAAUAAUAACGUGUGCAUAUUCUAUAACGUUAAGUGAUUUUUUUUCUUUAUCUGUUUUGGAUCUGAAGAAAUUAUUGUUUGAAUUCGACAAAUGUUAUCUUUAUAUAUCAAUAAAGACGUUUUAUCCCACUGUUAAGUGGCAAAGUCGAGGAAUAGAAUUGUUAAAGAGGAAUACAUGUACUGAAAAAUGAGGAUUGACACGAAUGUUAAGUGGAUAGCAGACGGCUACAAACAUAAGUUAUUCGCAGAUUAUUCUGUAAAGGAUCAGGCUAUAAGCCCAAGCGAGAAGGAUAAUUUUAAUUUACUCCCGGAAGAUGACCCCAAGUCAUUUGUUGAGUAUGACAUUGGCGGACAGAUGGAAAAAGUUAUACAGAAACCUAAACAUGGUCAACGCAGGAUUAAAAGCGCUUCGUCUGUUCGUCUGCAAGAUCGUCCAUGGCGGCAUCCUGUCCCGCCAAAAUAUCCGCAAGGAUUUGUACCGCGGAGCAGACCGUCCUCCGCAUUACCACCAAAAACGCGUUCAUCCUCGGCAAUGCCUACUCCGCGGAGGAUAAAGAGUGCUGGCUCUGUGAGGACACUAGCAGAAAGUCGGGCCCGAGAAACGAUUGAUGAACUAAGGAAAGGAUUUACUCUAGUCAAUAAAUUAUAUGAAAAUGACUAUAGAAGUGGCAAUAUUAGUUUACAUCCAGCCAGUCCGGCCCCGGAUUUUAGAUAUUUUGAUAGGCACGCGCGUUGUUACAAUCACACGCAUGCGCAUAGACAGCCAUAUAGUGACCGUCCACAACGCGCAUGUGAAAAGUACCUUGAAUCAUGUGGAUCACGUGCUAUAUCUCCUGCUCGCCCUGAUGAUCCAAACGUUCAACCUCAACGUUACAUAGACUACCAUAGACCUCGGACCGCACCCGGAACGAGAAAAGAAUUGCAAUAUAUACCCAGACCUAGUUAUGUAUAUAGAAACCAUACUCCACAUUUCUGCAAUUUUGUUCAUCAAAUCUCGUUGCACGACAGACAAACAAAUGUCCAGGAUUCCCAGGAUCUUCGUGAUAUGGAAUUUGAUGAUGAUGUGGAGUUUAUUAUGGAAUCAGCCGAAGGAAGGCUUAUAAGCAAGUAUAGGAAGACCAGUAAUGCUAGCAGUAACGAUAUUGAAAAAUGGUUGUCGGAGAAGAAAAACAAUAGAGGGUUGUACAGAAAUAACAUCAGCUCUAUACCUGAAAUAAAAGAGGAUAUAAUACCAAGCGGCACCGAAGGACGCCCUGGUUCCCCAAGUUCUCUGGAUGGUGACAGCCGGUUAGAAGAUGAUAAUCAGCAACCGGUUACCGGAAUAGAAGUAAGACUGAGUUCUCCGAUAAAAUCGGAUCGAAGUGACGAUCGUAGGUCCAAAGCUGAAGAUUUGUUAAGUUCUAGAUCAGGCAUGUCUAUACCAGAGGAGAAGGAGGAUAGAGGGGAUGCUGAUAAUCAUAAAGGUGCUUUUGAUAAUAAAUUCAAGCCAUUGACAGGCGGUGAGUCAGUGACAGUCCCCAGCAGCUCUGAUAGUGAGAACAACAACCGGGCUGAGAGCCCAAGGCAGCCCCCACCAAGCCCGGAACCUCCAAAACAAACUAAAGAGAAAUCAGAAAUUCCCUUACCCACCACUCAACCCACCCCUAAAAAGAGGGGCUGUGUUACUAAAAAGACAAAGAAACCAAUCGAGAGAACGAGAAAGAUGAAGCCCAUUGAGGAGCCGAAGGAGGCAGAACCAGUCAAGGUGGAGGAGGUACCAGUAGUUGACACGCCUUCAGCUGAAAGUGACAAGGUAGACUCAAAAAUAGACCUGAAAGUUCCUGAUUUACCCACUAAUAUUGAGAAAGAGAAAACAAGAAAAGAGAAAACUAAAGCGAAGAAACAUUUAAUAGAACAUGAAGAUGAUCUAUACAGACCAGACCCAGGGGAGUUGUUAAAUGAACAAUUAAAACAGAACAGAGCGGAAUUUGAUUGGUCAAACAUGGAACAGAACGGAAUAGAAGACAUCAAGCGCCCUCCUCAAAUCAAGUCCUGGAUUUCAGGAAGGUUGGCUCUUUCACAACAAGCAAGCAGGUUUGAGUUACCAAUGGACAUGAAAAAACUUGAAAAAAUGACCCCACAAGAGUAUGUAAGAAAACAUUGUAUUAUAACAUCAAGACGUCAAAACUUGUACCAGAAAAUAUUCCUGAAAAACAAAGACAAGACUCAAGUUAUUGUAUACAAAGAUUUGGAUCGGUCAUUGAAGGAUGUCCUGGUGAACACUAUUACCUCAGAACAAGUUCAAGAUGUCCUUAACAUGUUAAAUAUAACAGAGAGUACCAAAGUAGAUUACCAACUGUUCGCUGGCAUGGCUGCAUUUGCUGAACGUGUUCUUUAUCCCUCAUUUGUGACACAAGACUAUCUUAGAAGACUCGUAGAGUUAGAGAUUGCUUUUGGUCUGUUAGGAACUGAUGACACACGAGAGAUGCCAGAAUAUCAAAGAGAGAAGAUAGAAUGUGCUGAUUUCUCUGCGUUACCAUGGAAACUACAUGGGGUCAAGGUCAACUCAGAGAUGAGAAAAAUGUUGGAACAAAUCAGCUGAUGAUGUGCAUUUAAAAACUGUAUUCAUGAUCAAGGGCCAUUGUUUCUAGUGAAGGAGAAUUGGACUCGCAUGAAUUACAUUACAUUAGAGAAUUCAGUUUGACUACUGUAGAUCUAUUUUUAGAAAAUUGGAUUCUUUUUUGAGGAUAUUAUAUAAAGUAAACAAUAGUUCAGUGAAAAGUUGGUUUGUUUACUCAAAAAAUUAAACGUUUCACUUAUGCCUCAAUUUAAACUUGGGCCUUAACACAUCAUGUGACAUGUUUAUGCCCCCGCCAUAUAAUGGCAGGGGCAUAUAGUGUUACCCUGUUCCGUCAUUCCGUCCUUCCGUCAUCAUCAGUUUCCGUUCAUUAUCUUAAUAACCCUUGCACAUAUUGAACUCAAAUUUGACAUAUGGAUAUGUCAUGAGAAAAUACAGGUCAAGUUCGAAAUUGGUCAUGGUUCGAUGAUUUUUGGCAGAGUUAUGCCCCUUUUACAUUGAAAAUAAUAUGAAAUUUUCAGUUUCCGUUCAUUAUCU
Ruditapes philippinarum (Manila clam) is the source of this 3869-nucleotide messenger RNA. RefSeq lists its product as uncharacterized. The transcript has 18 exons. The record is from RefSeq and is a predicted model, not a curated record. Lineage: Eukaryota; Metazoa; Mollusca; Bivalvia; Venerida; Veneridae. The coding region runs from base 963 to 3356 and encodes 797 amino acids.